CACGCACACACACACAUGCUCAGUCAGCGUAAGUGACACAAGUGCUGGCUCCAUUCAGCACUGAGUUGACUGACUCACUGCUAUCCAUUAGCCAGCAUGCCGCAGAGAAAGAGGAGUUUCACUUUUGGAGCCUAUGGAGGAGUGGACAAGACAUUUUCCAAGGCCAGAAGCAUAUGGAAACAAGAUGGGAGUGACCCCCGAAUUUCUGCAACACUAGAGCCCCAGCUGUUCCAGCCUACACUCCCAUACACCUCCUCACCAUUCCACAAGACCACAGAUUUAUUUGAAAUGAUUGAAAAGAUGCAGGGCAACAGGAUGGAUGAGCAGAGAUGCACCUUUCCUCCCCCACUCAAGACUGAGGAGGACUACAUUCCAUACCCGAGUGUCCAUGAGGUGUUGGGCAGGAAAAGCCCCUUUCCUCUCAUCCUCCUGCCUCAGUUUGGUGGAUACUGGAUUGAAGGGACCAACCAUGAGCUGAGUGAGACCGUAGACACAGAGCAGCUGCAGCCUCUGUCCCCAAACACCCGCACCAAGCUGGAAUGUAACACAACCGCCACACUAUACCGGAAACACUUCCUGGGCAAGGAACACUUUAAUUACUAUUCAGUGGACAGUGCCCUUGGACAUCUGGUGUUCUCCCUAAAGUAUGAUGUGAUUGGUGACCAGGAACAUCUCCGGCUAAUGCUCAGGACCAAACUGAAAACGCACCAUGAUGUGAUCCCAAUUUCCUGUCUGACAGAGUUUCCCAAUGUGGUCCAAAUGGCCAAGCUUGUCUGCGAAGAGGUCAACGUGGACCGCUUUUUCCCCGUCCUUUAUCCAAAAGCUUCAAGACUUAUUGUCACCUUUGAUGAACAUGUGAUAAGCAACAAUUUCAAGUUUGGGGUCAUCUUUCAAAAGUUUGGACAGACUUCAGAGGAAGAUCUAUUUGGCAACAGUGAAGAGAGUCCUGCCUUUAUAGAAUUCCUGGAGUUUUUAGGAGAGAAAAUUGAGCUGCACAACUUUAAAGGUUUCCGUGGAGGGUUGGAUGUGACUCACGGGCAGACUGGCACUGAAUCUGUCUACUGCAACUACCGCAACAAAGAGGUCAUGUUCCAUGUGUCCACAAAGCUGCCUUACACAGAGGGGGACACCCAGCAGUUGCAGAGAAAGAGGCACAUAGGGAACGAUAUUGUGGCCAUCGUAUUCCAAGAAGAAAACACUCCCUUUGUACCAGACAUGAUCGCCUCCAACUUUCUCCACGCCUACGUCGUAGUCCAAGUUGUCAACCCAUGCUCUGACAAUGUUCUCUACAAGGUGUCAGUCACUGCAAGGGAUGAUGUACCUUUCUUUGGCCCAGCCCUCCCAAACCCUGCUGUCUUUAAAAAAGGCCCUGAAUUCCAUGAAUUCCUUUUUACUAAGCUCAUCAAUGCAGAGUAUGCCUGCUACAAAGCUGAGAAAUUUGCCAAAUUAGAGGAACGAACGCGGUCGGCUUUGUUAGAGACCCUGUAUGAGGAGCUCCACGUGAACAGCCAGGCCAUGAUGGGAGUUGGAGGAGAGGACGACAAACUGGAGAACGGGAGUGGAGGAGGAGGGGGCUUCUUUGAGUCCUUCAAGCGGGUGAUCCGCAGCAGGAGCCAGUCUAUGGAUGCCAUGGGUCUUACUUUCAAGAAGCCGCACACAGUCUCCACUAGCCUGAGCGGCAGCUUUAACCACAACCCCGCAGAGAGCCCCAAAUUCCCAGGGAUAUCGUUGCUUGUCCCAGGCAAAAGUCCGAGUAAAUAUGGACGUCGAGGCAGUGCCAUAGGGAUAGGAACAGUAGAAGAGUCUCUGAUAAUCCCAGGGAAAAGCCCGACUAGGAAAAAAUCUGGUCCUUUUAGCUCCAGGCGAAGCAGUGCCAUCGGUAUUGAAAACAUUCAAGAAGUCCAGGAGAAGAGUCGAGAGAACUCCCCAAAUACCCAGAAGACCCCUGACAGUGGCCACGUAUCUCAAGACCCCAAAUCUGACAACUCGUCCAAUCAGAGCUCCCCUGAAGUGCUCACAACCACCAAGAACAGUUCUUAUCUCGGUGGCAGGGCCCCAUCCAUCCCUGAGGGUCAUGACCUCUCCCGCUCCUCCUCCAACGCUAGCAGCUUCGCCAGUGUGGUGGAGGAGAACGAGACAGAGGCAACAGAGGACUAUGACACAGGCAUGGAGAGUCUGUCAUCUGCCGGGACGCCACAUAAGCGAGACUCCUUCACCUACAGCACCUGGCUGGAGGACAGCAUCAGCAGCACCAGUAACACCAGCCGUGGGAGCUCCCCAGGGCCUGGUAAACCUGAGCGAGGGAAGGGGACAGACAUUCGUAUCAAACUGGAACGACCACAUGAUCAUCAGUCCUCAUCGAACUGUUAGCUCCACACACCUGGUUGUAUCCUGGAUCUCCAUCUUCAGCAUUCCCAUAAGUCACAAUCCUUCUGGGAGAUGAGACAAGUGCAGGCGUUCGCCAUGACCAGUGAUGAGAGGGAGAAAGAUGUUGAAGAUGCGAAAGACGA
Toxotes jaculatrix (banded archerfish) is the source of this 2510-nucleotide messenger RNA. It is a transcript of the gene rap1gapa, whose product is annotated as RAP1 GTPase activating protein a. Gene Ontology annotation, biological process: regulation of small GTPase mediated signal transduction; activation of GTPase activity. The record is from RefSeq and is a predicted model, not a curated record. Gene Ontology annotation, cellular component: cytoplasm. Lineage: Eukaryota; Metazoa; Chordata; Actinopteri; Toxotidae. Gene Ontology annotation, molecular function: GTPase activator activity. The transcript has 26 exons. The coding region runs from base 97 to 2370 and encodes 757 amino acids.